Molecule: messenger RNA, 1388 nt
Organism: Nannochloropsis gaditana CCMP526
Gene: KCT1
Product: beta-ketoacyl-CoA thiolase
Exons: 3
Coding region: 84-1358 (424 amino acids)
Biological process (GO): fatty acid beta-oxidation; phenylacetate catabolic process
Cellular component (GO): peroxisome
Molecular function (GO): acetyl-CoA C-acyltransferase activity
Source: RefSeq, a predicted model, not a curated record
AAUAGGGAUCAUCGCUUCAUUCACGUAGGCAAAGCACUUUUUCUUGUUCAUCUUCUCCGCAACCAAAGUCACCAAAGCAAACUAUGAGCAGCACACAAACUUCGCAAGCCAACAAGCGGCUGGAGCACCUUGGUGGACAUCUGGUCAAAAAGACUAGCAGGCCGGGAUUCCUCGGGGGGGACGUUGUGGUCGUCUCGGCAUUGCGCACUCCGCUAUGUAAGGCUAAGCGUGGGGCUUUCAAGAGCACCACCACGGACGACCUACUGGCCCCGGUAUUGGAGGCGGUGGUGAAGCAGUCUGGCGUCGACGCAGCCACGCUUGGUGAUAUUGUUGUGGGUAACGUCCUACAACCUGGUUCUGGAGCGGUGGGUGCGCGUAUGGCUCAAUUUUAUGCCGGGAUCCCGUAUCAGGUACCCCUUUGCACGCUGAACCGUCAGUGCUCCUCGGGCCUCCAGGCUUUCCUCCAGGUGGCUGCCAGCAUCCAGUCCGGCCUCUACGAGGCGGGCAUUGCCGGCGGCGUGGAGAGCAUGUCCCUGACGGAUAUGAGUACCUCGGUGCCCGAUGUAAAUUUCGAACGGGUCAGCGAGAACGCGCUCAGCAAGGACUGCACCAUCCCUAUGGGCCAGACCAGUGACGAGGUGGCGACCCGCUUUCAAGUUUCGAGGGAAGAUCAGGAUCGGUUUGCUGCGGCUUCGCACGCCAAGGCGGAGGCGGCGGUGAAGGCAGGCAAGUUCGCCGAGGAGAUCGUGCCCGUACGGGUGUCGAGCGGGGGGGAGGACGGGGGGGAGGACGAGGUGACGGUGGUGAGGGAGGACGAGGGCAUUCGACCGGGCACGACGCCUGAGAAGCUGGGAGGCCUGCGGUCAUCCUUCUCGGAGGGCGGGAGCACCACGGCCGGAAACAGCAGCCAGAUGACGGACGGGGCAGCGGCCGUGCUGGUGAUGAGUCGGGGGGCGGCCACGGCGCAGGGAAUGCACGUGAUGGGCGUUUUGAGGGGGGCCGCGGUGGUGGGGGUACCCCCUGAUAUCAUGGGGAUUGGCCCCGCCGUGGCCAUCCCGGCCGCCCUCGCCCAGGCCCGGCUGCGGGUGGAGGAUGUGGAUGUGUUUGAGAUAAAUGAGGCCUUUGCCAGCCAGUGUCUGUACUGCGUGCGCGAGCUCAAGAUCCCGAUGGAGAAGGUAAACCCGAACGGGGGGGCCAUUGCUCUCGGUCAUCCCUUAGGGGCGACGGGGGCCAGGCAAAUCGCCACGCUGCUGCACGAGAUGCGACGGACGAGAAAGCGAUGGGGGGUUGUGAGCAUGUGCAUCGGCACGGGGAUGGGCGCGGCGGCGGUGUUUGAGAACGAGGCGGCGGCAAACUGAGUCAAGCCGGGGGGGAAUGGCCGAGCAGAC